Salvia hispanica is the source of this 2858-nucleotide messenger RNA. Its product is annotated as EIN3-binding F-box protein 1-like. The record is from RefSeq and is a predicted model, not a curated record. NCBI's taxonomy places the organism in Eukaryota, Viridiplantae, Streptophyta, Magnoliopsida, Lamiales, Lamiaceae. Gene Ontology annotation, cellular component: SCF ubiquitin ligase complex. Gene Ontology annotation, molecular function: protein binding. Gene Ontology annotation, biological process: SCF-dependent proteasomal ubiquitin-dependent protein catabolic process.
AUUUGCUGUGGAAAAACACCUCCUUUUCUUUUCUCUCUCUUCUCUCCUCUCUCUUUUUGCCCUACGGUUGUUGGGGUUGGGUUUCUUCAUUAAGAUUUUGGGUUAUCUUGUCUUGGAAUGCAAAAAUUGGCUCUAAUCUUCAUCUGGGCUGUGUUGAUUUUGCUUAAAAAAGUGAUCUUUUUUGCUCUCCUUUGGGGAUUUUCUUGUGAGAAACAGCCAUGCCUGCUCUUGUCAAUUACAGAGGUGAUGAUGAUCUGUAUUCUGGGGCUUCAUUGCGUUCCGGAGAUUCCGGCCUCUUACUCUCCAACUCCCACGUGGAGAUCUACUGCCCUCCAAGGAAGCGGUCGCGGAUCAGCGGCCCUUGCGUCAUUAGUGGGAACUUCUUCGAGGAUAACAGACCAUCUGUUGAUGUCCUCCCAGAUGAGUGCUUAUUCGAGAUCUUCAGGCGCUUACCUGGUGGCCGGGAGAGGAGUUCCGCAGCAUGUGUUUCAAAGCGCUGGCUCACGAUCUUGAGCAGCGUUCGCAGCUCUGAGUUCUACAACAAGGAACAUGUCUCCGCGGAUGAGGAUAUGGAAGUGGAAUGCGAUGGGUACCUCACUAGGUGUGUGGAAGGGAAGAAAGCGACGGAUGUCAGGCUUGCCGCCAUUGCAGUUGGCACAUCUAGCCGCGGGGGACUUGGGAAGCUUUCUAUCAGGGGAAGCAACUCGUUGAGGAAGGUUUCUAACUUUGGUAUGUCAGCGAUAGCUCGCGGUUGCCCUUCCCUCAAGGCUCUCUCAUUGUGGAAUGUGCCCUCCAUCGGUGACGAAGGACUAUUUGAGAUUGCACGAGAGUGCCAUUCGUUGGAGAAGCUAGACCUGUGCCAAUGCCCUUCAAUCUCUAACAAGGGUUUGGCUGCCGUCGCAAAGAGUUGUCCCAAUUUGACUGCAGUGAAUAUCGAGUCGUGUUCAAACAUUGGCAAUGACGGCCUUCAAGCACUUGCCAAAUUCUGUCCGAAGCUGCAGUCAAUCACUAUCAAAGACUGCGCGCGUGUUGGGGAUCAGGGAAUUGCCUGCCUUUUGUCAUCGGCCUCUGCCUUGACAAAGGUGAAACUUCAGUCGCUCAACAUCACAGAUUACUCGGUUGCUGUGAUAGGCCACUACGGAAAAGCCAUUGCGAAUCUUGUUCUAUGUGGGCUUCAAAAUGUGAGCCAAAAAGGCUUCUGGGUGAUGGGCAAUGCACGAGGUCUUGAAUCGCUAUCGAAUCUGACCGUUAGUUCUUGCCGGGGAAUAACCGACUUGAGCAUCGAAGCAAUCGGGAAGGGCUGCCCAAACUUAAAACACAUGUGUGUCCGUAAGUGUUGCUUUGUGUCUGAUAAUGGGCUCGUGGCUUUUGCCAAGGCAACGAGUUCUCUUGAAUACUUGCAGUUGGAGGAAUGCAAUAGGAUUACACAAAUAGGGAUCUUGACUGCUCUUUCCUGCAUCAGUUCAAAAUUGAAAUCUGUUUCUUUGGUUAAAUGCAUGGGAAUCAAGGAUCUAUCGAUGGACUUUCCAACGCUCUCCCCCUGCGAGUCUCUUCGUUCUUUGUCGAUCCGGAGCUGUCCCGGAUUCGGAAGUACUAGUUUGGCUAUGGUUGGGAAGCUAUGCCCCCACCUACAUCACCUGGAUCUGAGUGGACUUUGCGGGAUCACGGACACAGGGCUUCUCCCGCUCCUAGAAUGCUGUGAGGCGGGGCUCGCCAAGGUUGAUCUUAGCGAGUGCUCGAAUUUGACCGACGAAGUGAUCUUGGCUUUGGCUAGGUUGCACGGUGCGACUCUUGAAUUGGUGAAUCUCGACGGGUGCCAAAAGAUCACCGAUGCAACUCUAGCAGCGCUGGCCGAGAGUUGCCCGUUACUCAAUGACCUUGACGUCUCCAGGUGUUUGGUCACGGAUGCUGGUGUUGCUGCUCUUUCGCGUGGAGUGCAAUCUAAUCUGCAGGUCCUCUCCUUGUCGGGGUGCUCGAUGGUGUCGAACAAGAGCAUUCCCGCUCUCGAGAGACUGGGGCAGACACUCGUCGGCUUGAAUCUCCAGCACUGCAACUCCAUCAGCAACAGCAAAGUGGAGAUGCUCACUGAGAAAUUGUGGAGAUGUGAUAUCCUUUCUUGAGUCGAUCGGGCGAGGAUGGCAUCACACGACGAUCAGUGAUUUUUCGCGAGCGCGUGCAACAUAGGCAUUGGUCGAUCGGCCCGACUCGAUUGUUUUCCGUGGAGGCCAAGGCGAAUCAGUUUUUUAUCUGCUACCCCAUUUUUGCAGGCUUCUUUGUAUUUAACAAGCCUGUUAAAACCCCCCUUUUUAGCCCUCUCUUGUGGGAGAGGUUGCCUCUUUGACUGCCUUUGGUUUCUAGCCAAUACGGCUAUCGUGUCGUGCUGCCGACCAACCCGUCCCCGUCCCCGUCCCGCCUAUGGUGCUACUCGUUGUCUGAGCCCCGUGCUAUCCACCUUCACGUCCCGUCUGUGGUGCUCCUCCUCGUCGCCUGAGCCCCCCACCAGUACUUCCUCCGCCAUCGUUCAUAUUGUGUCAAUAAAGUUUUCAUUUCCAUGUCUCGUGGUGAUGUUCGUCUCGUCUAGUCUUCGUUGUACUUGGUCCCGUGUCGAUAAAGCUGUUGCUAGUUUCUGUGUUUUGUAGUGUGAGUGUUAUGGUUUCUUCUGUUUGAGUGUCUGUGCUUGUUAAGCUUGUGUAUUGGGUGGUAAUACUCUGUUGUGGAGUUGAGAGUGAGGUAUUCUGUUUCUUCUUUUUUAUAGGAUUGAAAUAUCCUAUUUCUGCAGCUUACCUCAUUUCUUGAUUCUACAAUGUAAUUACUACCCUUUUUAUGUUCAAUAAGGAAAUGAAAUUGUGUUUUGUGUA